This is a messenger RNA of Sesamum indicum (sesame), 1774 nucleotides long. Its product is annotated as putative aspartyl protease At4g16563. The record is from RefSeq and is a predicted model, not a curated record. NCBI's taxonomy places the organism in Eukaryota, Viridiplantae, Streptophyta, Magnoliopsida, Lamiales, Pedaliaceae. Gene Ontology annotation, cellular component: extracellular region. Gene Ontology annotation, biological process: proteolysis. Gene Ontology annotation, molecular function: aspartic-type endopeptidase activity.
UGAAAAAAUCCAAGUACAGAUAAAAAGGGCAGCCCUUCUCACAUCCACUCACCACUUUCCCAUUCCCAAAUUCCAAUGCCUUCCCUUUCUCUUCUCCUCCUAUUCUCUUUAAUUCCUCUUUUCUACCUUUCUUCGGCCUACACUACCACCUUAUCCCUCUCACCUGCCGCCUUCGCACCGCCGCUUUCCAAUCCAUGGCAGAGGCUCAACCACUUCGCCACCGCAUCAACCACCAGAGCCCACCUUCUCAAACACCCCAAGACCAACAUUUCCGACACCAAAGUGCCGCUCUUUCCCCGUGGCUACGGCGGCUAUUCCAUCUCUCUCAGCUUGGGAACGCCGCCGCAGACCUUAUCGUUUGUCAUGGACACUGGUAGCAGCCUUGUCUGGUUCCCAUGCACACAACGGUACACCUGCAGUUCCUGCAAUUUCGUAAGCGUGAACCCGUCAAAUAUCUCCACUUUUAUACCCAGAUCAUCAUCUUCUUCCAGGAUUGUCGGGUGCAAAAACCCGAAAUGCAGAUGGGUUUUCCCCGGUGUACAGUGCAAGGACUGUGGGGGAAAUUCAACUACCUGCACUGAAUUUUGUCCGCCGUACAUAAUUCAAUAUGGGUCCGGGUCAACUACUGGGUUACUACUAUCUGAAACUCUAAUCUUCCCUGAAAAAUCAGUGAACAAUUUCGUCGUUGGUUGCUCCAUUUUCUCUUCCAGGCAGCCCUCUGGCAUUGCCGGAUUCGGGCGUGGCCCGGAGUCAUUGCCGGCUCAGAUGGGGCUCAAGAGAUUCUCCUAUUGUCUGGUCUCCCACCGGUUCGACGACACGCCGGUAAGCAGUGAUCUAAUUCUGGUCAGCGGCGGCGGCGCCGGCAAAGGCAGCGCAACCAACUAUACUCCUUUCCGGAAAAACCCAACUUCCUCCAAUCCCGCCUAUCAAGAUUAUUACUACGUGACGCUACGGAAAAUCACGGUGGGCGGGGUCAAUGUGAGGGCCCCGUACAAAUUCCUGGUGGCUGAUUCCGACGGAAACGGAGGGACGAUAGUGGAUUCCGGCACCACCUUCACCUUCAUGGAGAACCCGGUGUUCGAAUUAGUGGCGCAACAAUUCGAGAAGCAAGUCGGGAAAAAUUACAGCAGAGCCACUGAAGUCGAAAACCAAUCGGGCCUGCGGCCGUGUUUCAACAUUUCAGGGGAAAACUCAUUAACUUUACCCCAAUUAAGCUUCCAUUUCAAAGGCGGCGCAGAAAUGGUUUUACCAUUGGGGGAUUACUUCUCGUUCUUGGAUGAUUCAGUAAUUUGCAUGACUAUAGUGACGAACAGCGCAGCCGAAGGCGGAGUCGGGCCGGGCCCUGCAAUAAUUUUGGGUAAUUAUCAGCAGCAGAAUUUCUACUUGGAGUAUGAUCUAGAAAACGAGAGACUUGGAUUCCAGAAACAACUGUGCAAAUGAGGUUAAAUGAUUUUAACCCCUCCUUUUUCUUUUUAGUAAUAAUAAUGAAAUUCGGUCCGAACGUGGACAAAAAUCUUGAAAAAUAAAUAUUAAAAAUGGAAAAUAGAGUCGUGGAGACAGCAGCAGGAAAACGACAAGUGAUGACCGAGGAGCUGGUGGUGUUAUUAAUUUGUAGUUUAGGUAAGAAUUAUUAAUGUUAUGAGUUGUGACUUUAACAACCUAAGUAUUUUCAUUCAUGAUGAUGAUGAUGUAGUAGUUGUUCUUGUUGUAAUGUGUAUCUUCCUUUUCCUGAUUAGUAUUUCUUACAAUGAAUAAUUAUUACCCCGUUUCUUUA